AUGUGGUGUCUCUUUCCAGGCAACCGCAGAGGCAUUCAGUGGCUUCUGGGCUCAGAUGGAGAGGUGUGGGUUUGGGUAAUGGGGGAUGCCCUGGGGGACAAGCCUUUUGAAGACAUUGUGGAAGAGCUGAUGGAGGAGAGAGCCAGGAAACAGGCCCAGCGAGAGGCGCAGGAACUCAGGCGUGUGAAGGAGGCAGAGAUUGAAAAGAAGUUUCGAGAUGCCAUGGCGAAGGAAAAGGCUCGCUUCGUGGCAGAAAAAUGGAAGGAGGAGACGGAUGACAGAAAGGCAGCCAAGCAGGAAGAAGAUGAAGAUCGCAUUAGAGAGGAACUGGAGAAAUGUGAGGAGGAAGAGAGACAGAGAGGCGAGGAAGAAAUCCGUCAAACCGAGGAAAGGAGAGCAAAGGAGCUGUACAUCUCUCUGAAGCAGGAGGAAAAGAGGAACGAAAGAGAUGACAAAGAAUGGCAGGAACAAUUGCGGCGCUCCAAGGCGGCAGAUGAGGAGAUGAAAUACAAAGCACGAAGGGCUAGAGAUGAAUACAAGCGGCAGUCUCUGUGGGCCGCCGAGAAGGGUCUAGUGGCUGGACUCAGUGGUCUGUUCCAUAAGACACACCUGAACGGAUUGGGUCACAACCGACGACACGGCACAGCCGCUGAACAUUCGACUCCUCCAGCUGAGGCCAGUCAUUCGCAUGCAACCAGUGCUGGCCAACUCACCUCAGGCCAUUACAGGCACAGACAACACCAUCGCUACAGCAGUCCAGUCACACAGUCGCUCACAGAAUGUCCUGUCUGGAUUCGUCCGACCAGACCAAACUCACGUGAAUCCAUCAUCCGCUGGUUUAAGGAAGAGCAGAGGCCGAGACGAGCAGGUUAUGAACGAAACAGCAACACCAUCGCACCCUGGUUUCACGGAAUAAUAUCCCGGCAGGAAUCAGAGGCUUUGCUGACAAAUGCGGCAGAAGGCUCUUUCUUGGUCAGAGUGAGUGAGCGAAUCUGGGGUUACACGCUGUCCUACCGCAACCCCUCGGGCUUUAAGCACUUCCUCAUUGACGCCUCGGGUGAUCAUUACAACUUCCUAGGUGUUGACCAAAACCGCCACGCCACCUUAACUGACCUCAUCAACUUCCAUAAGGAGGAAGUGAUCACCACGUCUGGAGGAGAACUACUCCAGGACCCCUGCAGGCCCAGAAGCUCCGCAGCAGACCACGGAGAACUGUUUCUGUGAUGUUUUCCAUUGAUGUGAAUCUCAGAAGGCAUCAAAGCUCAGUUUGUAGGCCGUAUCGCUGGAGUCCACAUCCUUUCAGUGCCGCUGCACAGCUUUUACUUGUGGUCAG
Danio aesculapii is the source of this 1333-nucleotide messenger RNA. RefSeq names its product SH2 domain containing 4Bb (gene sh2d4bb). The record is from RefSeq and is a predicted model, not a curated record. Gene Ontology annotation, cellular component: cytoplasm. Lineage: Eukaryota; Metazoa; Chordata; Actinopteri; Cypriniformes; Danionidae. The transcript has 7 exons. Bases 1 to 1224 code for a protein of 407 amino acids.